AUGACUGCCAAUUGUGUUGUGCUUAAAGAUUCUUCUUCACUUCCUUUUCUUCUUAAGAAGUAUUUUCUAACCACUUCACAGGUCUUCAAGUGUCCUAAUGCUGGUACUAAUCACCGGACGUCUUGUAAUCUCAAACUCAGAGGGGACAAACGAGUUUCUUCAGAACUGCUGUGCUUAUCCCUUUAUUUAACAAAUGAUUACGUUCAGGUGACAAUGAGAUCACGAAAAGUCUUUAAUAAUCUAAAAGUUUUAUCCGAAUUUCAACACAUUGAAAUUCCCUUAGCAAACCUUCCUCAUGAUUUUUUAACAGCACCAAUUCGUUAUUUCCGAUUUCGAGUUCAGAACGAAGAGAAAAGAAAAUUAAUUUCAUCGCCUCUUGAAGACAGUUGCAGUGCCAUGAGGAAUUUUAAAAUGUCAUGA
Messenger RNA from Clunio marinus, 420 nucleotides. Lineage: Eukaryota; Metazoa; Arthropoda; Insecta; Diptera; Chironomidae. The record is from the annotation of a GenBank genome assembly.